AUGGGCUUCGAGCUGGACCGCUUCGACGGGGAGGUGGACCCCGACCUCAAGUGCAACCUGUGCGACCAAGUGCUGGAGGACCCGCUCACCACCCCGUGCGGCCACGUGUUCUGCGCCGGCUGCGUCCUGCCCUGGGUGGUGCAGCGGGGCAGCUGCCCGGCCCAGUGCCGCCGCCUCUCGGCCAAGGAGCUCAACCACGUCCUGCCCCUCAAGCGCCUCAUCCUCAAGCUGGACAUCCGCUGCGCCCACCGCCCGCGGGGCUGCGGGGCCGUGGUGCCGCUGCAGCGCCUGGCCGACCACCACGAGGCCUGCGGCUACGCGCCGGCCCGCUGCCCCCACGACGGCUGCGGCCAGCUGCUCGACCGCCGCGACCUGGAGGCGCACGUGCGCGACGCCUGCGCCGCCCGCCCGGCCGGCCUCUGCGAGCGCGGCUGCGGCCUGCCGCUCACCCACGGCCAGCGCCACGCCGCCGACCCCCACGCCGCCGCCCCCCACGGCCACGGCUGCCUGCAGGCGCUGCGGGACCAGGGCGCCGCCCUGCGCGCCCAGCUGGCCGCCCUGCAGAAGCGGCUCAAGAGCGAGGCGCUGCGGGCCGCCGGGCGCGAGAAGGCGCUCCUCGCCCGCCUCGCCGCCGCCCAGCUCGAGCUGCAGACCGCCGCGCUGCGCUACCAGCACAAGUUCACCCGCUACAGCGCCCGCCUCGACGCCCUCGCGCGGCGCCUCCGCGCCCCCACGCCCACGGCGCCCGGCAAGGGUGAAGAAACUAAAGCCCUCACUCUUGUCCUUCAUCGUGAUUCUGGAUCUCUUGGAUUUAAUAUAAUUGGUGGACGACCAUGUAUGGACAAUCAAGAUGGCUCAUCUAGCGAAGGAAUUUUUGUCUCUAAAAUAGCUGACAGUGGUCCUGCUGCCAAAGAAGGGGGACUGCAGAUUCAUGACAGGAUUAUUGAAGUAAAUGGAAAAGACUUAUCUAAAGCAACCCACGACCAAGCGGUUGAAGCAUUCAAAACAGCUAAAGAUCCUAUUGUAGUACAGGUCCUUAGGAGAGCACCGCGUACGAAAAUCUUCAGUCCCUCUCAUGAAUGCCUCCUAGUUGAUAUGGGCACUCAGACGGAUAUCACCUUUGAACAUAUCAUGGCUCUAACCAAGAUGGGCUCACCUACGCCACCAGUUACAGUACUGGAUCCAUAUCUCUUACCUGAAGAGCAUUCAUCAGGGCACGACUACUAUGACCCAAAUGAUUACAUGGGAGGCAUUCAUCAAGAAAUGGACAGAGAAGAGCUAGAAUUAGAGGAAGUGGAUUUGCAUCGAGUGAACAGCCAGGAUAAGUUUGGACUUACCGUGUGCUACAGAACUGAUGAUGAAGAUGAUAUUGGCAUUUAUAUCAGUGAGAUUGAUCCCAACAGUAUUGCUGCAAAAGACGGCCGCAUCCGAGAAGGCGAUCGUAUAAUUCAAAUUAAUGGCAUAGAGAUACAGAAUCGAGAGGAAGCUGUGGCGCUUCUUACCAGUGAGGAGAGCAAGAAUGUCUCCUUGCUCAUAGCAAGGCCUGAAAUUCUCCAGUUGGAUGAAGGAUGGAUGGACGAUGACAGAAAUGAUUUUCUGGAUGACUUGCACAUGGACAUGCUGGAGGAACAACACCACCAGGCAAUGCAGUUUACAGCCAGCAUGCUUCAGCAGAAGAAAAACGAAGAGGAUGGAGGCACCACAGACACUGCAACUAUUUUAUCAAACCAACAUGAGAAAGACAGCGGUGUUGGUCGUACCGAUGAAAGCACUCGAAACGAUGAGAGUUCUGAGCAAGAAAACAAUGCAGACGAUCACACCACUUUCUCCAACACUCUGGAAAGCCAGAAGAAACUCACGUAUAGCCAGGACACGCUGGGCAGCGGCGACAUGCAGUUUAGCAACGAGUCGUUCAUUUCAGCUGACUGUAUGGAUGCAGACUUCCUUGGCAUACCCGUGGACGAGUGUGAGAGGUUUCGUGAACUUCUGGAGCUCAAAUGCCAGGUGAAGUCCACAAAUGCAUAUGGCCUGUAUUACCACAAUAGCACCCCAGAUAUGAGUAAAAGCGAUCAAGAAAGCGUGGACAGGGAGCUGGAGAUGCUGAAUGAGGAACUGCGCAACAUUGAACUGGAGUGCCUCAACAUCGUGAGAGCGCACAAGAUGCAGCAGUUGAAAGAGCAAUACCGAGAGCCGUGGAUGCUGCACAACAGCGGCUUCCGCAACUACAACACGAGCAUCGACGUCCGCCGGCAUGAGCUCUCAGAUAUCACGGAGCUCCCUGAAAAGUCGGACAAGGACAGCUCCAGUGCUUACAACACAGGGGAGAGCUGCCGCAGCACACCUCUCACGCUGGAGAUCUCCCCCAACAACUCUUUAUGCAGGACUGCAGAAGGGCUCGAUCUGCAAGUCAGCGAAGGGGCAGAAGACCAGGGUAGUUCUCAGAAAAAUCUGCUGACGUGCCCAGAAAGUCAAGAGUCCAGUGCAGAUAAGCCACACCCAAAAGAUGCCGAGCCUGACAAGCAACUGGAAAGCAAAGAGAGGAAAGCCACUGAUGGAAGCAAAAGUCCAACUCAGCCCCCCAAACCAGGUGGCUCCUACUUGUCCUCGUACCACCAUUCUCCAUAUAAACACGCCCAUAUCCCUGCCCAUGCCCAACACUACCAGAGCUACAUGCAGUUGAUACAACAGAAGUCAGCAGUGGAAUACGCGCAGAGCCAAAUGAGUUUAGUGAGCAUGUGCAAAGACUUGAACUCCUCAAUCCAGAGUGAACCCAGGAUGGAAUGGAAAGUCAAGGUGAGGAGUGAUGGCACCCGCUACAUCACCAAGAGACCGGUAAGGGACAGGCUACUGAGAGAACGGGCCAUAAAGAUUAAGGAGGAGCGCAGCGGCAUGACCACAGACGACGACGCCAUCAGCGAAAUGAAGAUGGGCCGAUACUGGAGCAAGGAGGAACGGAAGCAGCAUUUGGUCAAAGCAAAAGAGCAGAGGAGAAGGCGCGAGUUCAUGAUGCAGAGCAGGCUAGAAUGCCUCAAGGAGCAGCAAGGGGCCGAGGAGAAGAAGGAGAUGAACAUCAUAGAACUGAGCCACAAAAAAAUGAUGAAGAAACGGAAUAAAAAGAUAUUUGACAAUUGGAUGACAAUCCAAGAACUCUUAACCCAUGGCACCAAGUCUCCCGACGGCACAAAAGUUUACAACUCCUUCCUGUCGGUGACGACGGUAUAAUCUUCCCGUGCCAAAGUUGUGUACAUAAAACCCUACCAUUGGGGUGGAGAUUCCUGCCUCGUUAAAUGCGGCAACACUGGUUGUUUUUUGUAUAUAAAGACACGCUCAUCGAGUUUAUAAUUCAAAGACUGAACUGAGGGUGCAACCCUCCUCAACAGGGGAGAGAAACAGUCACCCACCCAACAUCUUUAAUGGCAAUAUUGAACUGACAGAGCUUAUUUGGAAUACCGAUAGUACCUUUUUUGUAACUUGUUACCCUUUUACAUAAAAGUGUUUUAAAUAUCAGGAAAAAACAUAUUAAUCAUACUUACACAGGUAAUUUUAAAACUAUAUUCAUAUUUAAUUAAAAAAAGGUUACACAUUCAGAAACUCAAAGACAACUUCAAAUAUGUAUUUUUAACAAGCAAAAAAAACCUCCAGUAUUUUGCAAUAUAUCUUUGCUACUGUGCCCUUUUUUCUGCACAUGUUACUGUUUUAUCAAUAUCUUAGCUGAAUUACCAAAAUCCCUAAAGGAUUAUUUUGCAGGAAUAUGCGUCAUUUAUCAAACUGGCUGGGUCUUUGGGACUGGCUAUAC
Messenger RNA from Euleptes europaea (tarantolino), 3796 nucleotides. RefSeq names its product PDZ domain containing ring finger 3 (gene PDZRN3). NCBI's taxonomy places the organism in Eukaryota, Metazoa, Chordata, Lepidosauria, Squamata, Sphaerodactylidae. Gene Ontology annotation, cellular component: neuromuscular junction. Bases 1 to 3222 code for a protein of 1073 amino acids. Gene Ontology annotation, biological process: neuromuscular junction development; protein ubiquitination. The record is from RefSeq and is a predicted model, not a curated record. The transcript has 10 exons. Gene Ontology annotation, molecular function: zinc ion binding; ubiquitin protein ligase activity; protein binding.